GAGAACGCUAGCGUCGUCGGUGGCGGUGGCGCGCGGCCGCGGCAGUCGCGGCUUUGAGUCGCACCCUUUUGCCCAUUGCCACCAACCUGCUGCCUCACUCCUUAUUCUCUUUGCUGAUCUCCAGCAUUGAGCCGGUCCUGUCCACACUCCCUCGCUCGUUUGCGAGUGUGCGCAGGCGCGGCGGGGCGAUUAACCCUGUUGGGUGGGCGGUGGAUCCCGGGAGCGCGCGGGCGAGACCAUGGCGGGCUGCAGCACGGGGGGCGUUGGUGCUGGGGAGACGAAGGUGAUAUACCACCUGGAUGAAGAAGAGACUCCCUAUCUGGUGAAGAUCCCUGUACCCGCCGAGCGCAUCACGCUCGGAGAUUUCAAGAGUGUUCUGCAGCGACCCGCGGGCGCUAAGUACUUUUUCAAGUCUAUGGAUCAGGAUUUCGGGGUGGUGAAGGAAGAAAUUUCAGAUGACAAUGCCCGCCUCCCCUGCUUCAAUGGAAGAGUGGUGUCCUGGCUAGUGUCAUCAGAUAACCCCCAACCCGAGGUGGCUCCCCCAGCCCAUGAGCCUCGGACAGAACUGGUGCCUCCACCCCCACCAUUACCCCCUUUGCCACCAGAGAGGACCAGUGGCAUUGGGGACUCAAGGCCUCCAUCCUUCCACCCUAAUGUGUCUGGCAGCCAAGAAAAUCUGGACCCUGAGACAGAAACUGAAUCAGUUGUGUCACUGAGGCGAGAGCGACCUCGAAGGAGAGACAGCAGUGAGCAUGGCGCUGGAGGCCACAGGCCCAGUGGCCCCUCAAGGCUGGAGCGCCACCUGGCUGGAUAUGAGAGCUCUUCUACCCUCAUGACCAGUGAGCUGGAGAGUACCAGCCUGGGAGACUCAGAUGAGGAUGACACUAUGAGCAGGUUCAGCAGCUCCACAGAGCAGAGCAAUGCCUCCCGCCUCCUCAAACGCCACCGACGACGGAGGAAACAGCGGCCACCUCGCAUGGAAAGGACCUCAUCCUUCAGCAGUGUCACAGAUUCCACUAUGUCUCUCAACAUCAUUACAGUCACGCUCAACAUGGAGAAGUACAACUUCCUGGGCAUCUCCAUUGUGGGCCAAAGCAAUGAGCGGGGUGACGGAGGCAUCUACAUCGGCUCCAUCAUGAAGGGGGGUGCAGUGGCAGCUGACGGGCGCAUCGAGCCCGGGGACAUGCUUUUGCAGGUGAAUGACAUGAACUUUGAGAACAUGAGCAACGAUGAUGCUGUGCGGGUGCUGAGGGACAUUGUGCACAAGCCAGGCCCCAUUGUGCUGACAGUGGCCAAGUGCUGGGAUCCCUCUCCUCAGGCUUACUUCACGCUCCCCCGAAAUGAGCCCAUCCAGCCAAUUGACCCUGCUGCUUGGGUGUCACACUCUGCUGCAUUGACUGGUACCUUUCCAGCCUAUCCAGGCUCCUCAUCCAUGAGUACCAUUACAUCUGGAUCCUCUCUGCCUGAUGGCUGUGAGGGCCGGGGUCUCUCUAUCCAUAUGGACAUGGCAUCUGUGACUAAGGCCAUGGCAGCUCCAGAGUCAGGGCUGGAAGUUCGAGACCGCAUGUGGCUCAAGAUCACCAUCCCGAAUGCCUUUCUGGGCUCGGAUGUGGUUGAUUGGCUCUACCAUCAUGUGGAGGGCUUUCCAGAGCGACGAGAGGCCCGAAAGUAUGCCAGUGGACUACUGAAGGCAGGUCUCAUCCGACAUACUGUGAAUAAGAUCACCUUCUCUGAGCAGUGCUAUUAUGUCUUUGGGGACCUCAGUGGCGGCUGUGAGAGUUACCUAGUCAACCUAUCUCUGAAUGACAAUGAUGGCUCUAGCGGGGCUUCAGACCAGGACACCCUGGCUCCUCUGCCUGGGGCCACCCCCUGGCCUCUACUGCCCACCUUCUCUUACCAAUACCCAGCCCCACACCCUUAUAGCCCCCAACCCCCACCCUACCAUGAGCUUUCGUCCUAUACCUAUGGUGGGGGCAGUGCCAGCAGCCAGCACAGUGAGGGGAGCCGGAGCAGUGGCUCAACAAGAAGUGAUGGGGGGGCCGGACGCACAGGGAGACCUGAGGAACGGGCCCCUGAGUCGAAGUCUGGCAGUGGCAGUGAGUCUGAGCCCUCCAGUCGUGGGGGAAGCCUUCGGCGGGGUGGAGAACCUGGUGGGACUGGUGAUGGGGGUCCUCCUCCAUCCAGAGGCUCAACGGGGGGUACUCCCAAUCUCCGAGCCCACCCAGGGCUCCAUACCUAUGGACCUCCUCCUGGCAUGGCUCUCCCCUAUAACCCAAUGAUGGUGGUCAUGAUGCCCCCACCCCCACCGCCUGUUCCUCCGGCAGUACAACCCCCAGGUGCUCCUCCAGUCAGAGACCUGGGUUCUGUGCCCCCAGAACUGACAGCCAGCCGCCAAAGCUUCCACAUGGCCAUGGGCAACCCCAGUGAGUUCUUUGUGGAUGUUAUGUAGAGGCCACCCUGGGGCCAAUGUUGAGUCUGUACCGUUGGCCUGACCGAUGUCAGCUUGGUGCCCCUGUUCUGUGAUUGGUGUCUUGUCAGUCAUCACCUUAUUGCUUCUUGUAGUGCCUGGGCUCAGCCUACCAUUUCAUUACCACUGUGACUCUCACCAGCAGUGCCUGGUCCUUCCUCUUCCCUCAGGGGUAGACAAGGGACCUUUGGUUAUUUUUAGCUUUAUUGUUUUUUAUAAGCCUUUUUGGGAGUUGAAAUAGACUUUUUUACAUUUUUGAGAAUUUUUUUAAUAGACAUUUUCUUUUUUAUAUGAAGAAUCCCUGUCUUGUGGGCCCCCUUCUUCUAACCUCAGAAUGUGACCUCUUCUUCCUGUUGUCCAGUCAACUGUGCCCUCUGCAGGGUGAGGGGUGGUCAUUGGUAUACUGGGAGGAGCAAAGAGGUUGGGCAUUCUAGACAGCAAUCCAAGGAAGCUGGGGUAUUUGGUAUUUGGGGACUGUGUAGUUGCCUUUGUUAUUCUAUUUAUUUUAGUCACUUGUAUAAAACACCAAAUAAAGCAAUAGAGGCAAACUC
Sciurus carolinensis (gray squirrel) is the source of this 3018-nucleotide messenger RNA. It is a transcript of the gene Dvl2, whose product is annotated as dishevelled segment polarity protein 2. Gene Ontology annotation, molecular function: frizzled binding. The transcript has 15 exons. Gene Ontology annotation, cellular component: cytosol. Gene Ontology annotation, biological process: canonical Wnt signaling pathway; intracellular signal transduction. The record is from RefSeq and is a predicted model, not a curated record. NCBI's taxonomy places the organism in Eukaryota, Metazoa, Chordata, Mammalia, Rodentia, Sciuridae. Bases 239 to 2449 code for a protein of 736 amino acids.